Lactuca saligna is the source of this 545-nucleotide messenger RNA. The record is from the annotation of a GenBank genome assembly. NCBI's taxonomy places the organism in Eukaryota, Viridiplantae, Streptophyta, Magnoliopsida, Asterales, Asteraceae.
AAAAAAAAAAAAAAAAAAGUAGUUGACAGAACAUUAGUUUCCUCCAAAGUCCAAACCCCAACACGUUCUCUCCGCUCACACACCGUUCUCUUGCCGCCCCCUUUCUUUCUCUUGACGAAUCUCUCGCUUCCUCUACAACAAUGGAAUCUUGGGCUGUUGAGGUUAAAAGUGGUGAAUCAUUUAAGGUAAACAUUAAAGGCAAGUUUUAUUGUCGAAUUUCACAGGCGUCUAUUGGAGAGAUUGAGAAGGAAAAAAAUAAAUCUCACACAACUGGAAACAUGGAAGUGUCAACUUCUAUGGAUCCGGAACCGAUAUAUCUUUCUGAUGAUGAUACAAGUUCUGAUGAUGAUGAGGAUAAUAAGGAUUCCUCUCAUGAUGAUGAAGAGGAAGCUACAAUAAAGAAGCAGUAUGCAAAGGAUAGAUUGGAUGUGUCUGCAAGUAAGGUUACCCGGUAUGGGAGCGUUUUCACGCGUCUUGGGCUGAGGUGGCAGCCUCCCCCACGCGUGAACACCGCCCCCAAGUCUGGUAGGCUGCGUGUGGCGUGA